This is a messenger RNA of Acytostelium subglobosum LB1, 237 nucleotides long. RefSeq lists its product as hypothetical. The transcript has 2 exons. Bases 1 to 237 code for a protein of 78 amino acids. The record is from RefSeq and is a predicted model, not a curated record. NCBI's taxonomy places the organism in Eukaryota, Evosea, Eumycetozoa, Acytosteliales, Acytosteliaceae.
AUGACUAUCCUUGCUGCACUUUCAAACUUGGCCGGCCCAAUCCAAUCCUCCAACAAUGCCCGUCUCACCUCUGGCUCUGCCUCCGCUGCUGGUCAGGGCGCCAAUGGUACCUCUGGUCUCUUGUCCUUCUUGGGUCUUGGCUCAUCCGACGUCUCAUCGACAACAACUUUGAACGCCAGUGUUCCAAACAUAUUGACCACCUCGCUCACCAACACCACCACCGUCUCCACCAAGUAA